AUGUUGUGGAGAACUGGAUUCGUGGUACGGGUUCUGAGCACUCGUCGCUACAGAGUCAGGAUCGUCGGAGGUAAAGGUGAGCGCUUAACGGAGGAGAAUCACUUCAAUUUAUGUCCACUGCAAGUGCGAAGGGACUAUGAGUCGAUGCCAUUGCCGGACAGAGCAGGUAUGAGGAUCCGAUGCAAGCUCACACACGACGACGGCACACAACAGCUGCACUGGGGUACUGUAGUGAAGGACUUGGCGGAGAAGGUACUCAUAUGUUGGGACGAAGCGGAUCCGGGCCAGAGUGCAUUUGAGAUAUUGAGAUUGGACGAGGAUCAGUGGGAUUGUGGCGAUUCCGAAGAUAACGCUGGAAGCAUCUCCGAGGGGGAGGCGUGUCGCGGCACCGAAUGA
Perkinsus marinus ATCC 50983 is the source of this 396-nucleotide messenger RNA. RefSeq lists its product as hypothetical. The coding region runs from base 1 to 396 and encodes 131 amino acids. The record is from RefSeq and is a predicted model, not a curated record. The transcript has a single exon. NCBI's taxonomy places the organism in Eukaryota, Perkinsozoa, Perkinsida, Perkinsidae.